Molecule: messenger RNA, 1734 nt
Organism: Lactuca saligna
Lineage: Eukaryota; Viridiplantae; Streptophyta; Magnoliopsida; Asterales; Asteraceae
Source: the annotation of a GenBank genome assembly
UUUUAUUUUUCGAAAAAAUGGGCGACGUUUACAAGGGUGAAAGUAAGAGCAUGUUAAGGCGAUACUCCAUAAGACGACAACUUUGACAUCAGAAACAAAGGCCACGUCACUCCGGCCAACUCCCAAUAAACCGGGGAAACGACAAAAGCGAGAUCUUUCCUCCACCACCGCUGCCGCUGCCGUUGCCACCGCCGCCUCCUCCACCACCACCAUUGCACCCUCCUCGACGGUAGGUUUAUGCAUAAACAGCUGUAAAGACCAACGGAGAGAAACCAAGAGUCUUGCAUAGUAUGCUGCUUACCUUCCCUUAACAUCUCCGUCAACCUUCGCCAUUUAAAUACUCCAUAAAAAGCCACCUCUUUGCCUCUCUUUCUAUAGCCAAAAAAUAAAUAAAUUCUCUCUCUUCUUUCUCUCUCUAGGGUUUUGGUCUUGACGCAAAGAUCUACCAAACCCACAUUCAUAUUCAUGGCUUUCUCGUCUCUUCUCCGAUCGACCAACCCACCACCUGUUCUUGAAGCAUCCCGUCAAUCACUCUCUGCCCCUUCAUUUUCUAGCCGAUCACAGGUGUCAUCGGUGAAGCUUCAGUCCACCUUAUUUGGUGCUGCCGUUUCCGGAGAAUCUUCGUCUUUACAGAUAUCUCACACACGCUGCAUCAAUCCAAUCAAAGCCACAGCCACUGAGACGCCUCCAACUGUUCCAAAGUCCAGUACCAGUGGCAAGACCAAGGUCGGAAUUAAUGGUUUUGGUAGAAUUGGAAGAUUGGUAUUGAGAAUAGCAACGUUUAGAGAUGACAUUGAGGUUGUUGCAGUCAACGACCCUUUUAUUGAUGCCAAAUACAUGGCUUACAUGUUGAAGUAUGAUUCUACUCAUGGUCUUUUUCAAGGAACCAUCAAUGUUGUUGAUGAAUCCACUUUGGAAAUCAAUGGGAAGCAAAUAAAAGUAACUAGCCAAAGAGACCCUGCAACAAUUCCAUGGGGUGAUUUUGGAGCUGACUAUGUUGUAGAAUCUUCUGGUGUUUUUACAACACUUGAUACUGCUUCAGCACACAAGAAGGGUGGUGCCAAGAAGGUUGUGAUCUCAGCCCCAUCAGCUGAUGCCCCUAUGUUUGUUGUAGGGGUAAAUGAGUCCACUUACAAGCCAAAUAUGGAUAUUGUAUCCAAUGCAAGCUGCACCACUAACUGCUUGGCUCCUUUGGCUAAGGUGGUUCAUGAGGAGUUUGGUAUCAUUGAAGGUUUGAUGACAACUGUACAUGCCACCACAGCUACACAAAAAACCGUUGAUGGGCCUUCAAUGAAGGAUUGGCGUGGAGGACGUGGUGCUGCACAAAACAUCAUCCCCAGUUCCACUGGUGCUGCCAAGGCUGUUGGGAAGGUGCUUCCGGAGCUAAAUGGAAAGCUUACUGGAAUGGCGUUUAGGGUUCCAACAGCGAAUGUUUCUGUUGUGGAUUUAACUUGUCGACUUGAGAAGAAAGCUUCUUAUGAAGAUGUGAAAGCUGCUAUAAAGUAUGCCUCUGAGGGUCCCAUGCAAGGAAUUCUCGGGUACACUGAUGAAGACGUUGUGUCCAAUGAUUUCGUUGGUGAUUCCAGGUCAAGUAUUUUUGAUGCGAAAGCAGGGAUAGGGCUAAGUGCGUCAUUUGUGAAAUUAGUGUCAUGGUAUGACAACGAGUGGGGUUACAGUAAUCGGGUGUUGGACCUGAUAGAGCAUAUGGCGUUGGUGGCAGCGGUUUCCGCCUGA